This is a messenger RNA of Peronospora belbahrii, 4119 nucleotides long. The record is from the annotation of a GenBank genome assembly. NCBI's taxonomy places the organism in Eukaryota, Oomycota, Peronosporomycetes, Peronosporales, Peronosporaceae.
AUGGACUUUGACGCAUGUCCUAUUCGUCAUAGUCCAGAAUACUAUUGUUGUAAGAUUUCAGAGACUACUAAAGAGCUCUUUACGAAAUAUAAUCGUCCAUAUGGUGGUGACUAUGAGUCGUAUUAUGUUGAAGGAUGGAGUAAGCAACGUCAAGUGAAUUUUCCAUACACCAUGUAUCAUCCUGAUACUCCGAAAUUCUAUUACAAUGAACCUGAUACAAUAUGUCGAGUCCAAGCUAUUGUCAAUCCGAAAACAGGCGAGUUAAUUGAAGAACUUCAGUGUGCUAACACGAACUCUUCACUUGCUGCAGCUUCACAGAACAACACUGUUUUCUGGUCGUAUGCGGCCAAUGCACGCAAUAAUAAUGCCACAUUCCCUAUUGGUGCUACUUGCUAUAGUGUGAUGUUACCUGAUGGUACAAUUGACACGGAAAUGAAAAACUUGUGUACGUCGAUUUCGACAGCUAUUGCACCACGAUUUACCACGUUUACCGAGACUCCACUGGUGAUCAUUUACCUUUUAUAUCUUGCCUUCUUCUUGAUUCUUGGAGCUUGGGUUGUGUACAAGAAAAUGAAGCAAAAUGCCAACAAUUUGAUAAACGAGAUGUAUAAGAAACUUAUUUCAACGCCACAGACACCGUCAAGAGCUGUUGCUGGUAAUGCAAAUGGUGCUUAUACUGGUGUUCGAGGCUCAGACUCGCGGAUUCAAUUUGAAGCGUCCGAGGACCUUCUUCAAACAGGGUUCUCAACUUCUCACCUUGGUACAUUUGUGUUUGGCUGUGUCGUGACAGCAUCGCUUGCCUUAAAUGUACUCUUGAUCAUUAUUAUCGUUGACUCCUAUGGCAAUUUUGACCCACCGCUGUUUGAUGGAACGGAGGAUAAUGCACUUGUGUUUAUUAUUAUGUGGGUCAUCACCGCCAUUUGGUUUGUCGUCGUUGUGACCUUGCAAGAUCGCAUUUUUAACUUCUUUCGCCUCCGUGUGCCACUCGACCAGUGUGACUUUGUCUACAUGCUUAAGCGUGACGAAACGGAAGUGCUGCUUGCAGAUCAAUCGGGCGUGUCGGACUUUGUGGCCAAGGUCGAGAAUUAUUUUGCGCCUAAGGGGAAGCUUAGCGGCUACCGCACCACAGUACCAGUUGUGAAGGUAGACGGCCUACGUCUUGUGGAGUUUCAGCACUUGCGAUACAUUUAUGAGGAGACUGAACACCGCUUUGUGCCCGGUGCCGUUGCACUCGGACGGACCUACGAUGAAAUAAACCGAGAAGCUCGUGGUCUGACGGAUGCAGAGGCCAAGCAUCGUAUUAACACGGUGGGGCCUAACUCUGUCGAUGUCGAAAUGCCAUCUCUUUUGGUUUCCAUGGCUCAUGAGUUCUUCACGCUGUUCUACAUCUACCAGAUCAUGUGCUACUAUGUCUGGUACUACUUCACUUACUGGAACAUGGGUAUUGUCAUGACGAUUGUAGUUUUGGGAGCUGCUGUGGUGAACAUUUACACGCAGCGUCAGAUUCAGUCCUCGAUCGUCGAGAUGACUCGUUACCGCACCGACGUAAAGGUGUUUCGCGAUGGUAAAUGGCGCACAGUAUCAUCACAUGAUCUGGCUCCCGGUGAUCUUGUGAAUGUGCCGGAAGACUGGUUGUCACCGUGUGAUAUGGCUAUCGUGAAGGGUACGACUGUGUGCGAUGAGUCUAUGUUGACGGGUGAAUCGAUGCCCGUGCAAAAGUUUCCAAUACCGGAGCGCAGCUCGGAUACUUACGACCCUGAGAAGGGCAGCAAGAAGCACACGUUGUUUGCUGGUACUCGCGUCCUGUCUUCGGGUCGCAAGGAGGAGAUCCUGGCUAUUGUACAGACUACGGGUGCGCACACGACCAAGGGUCAGUUGAUCCAGUCGAUUUUGUUCCCAAUCCCAAUGCGCUUCAAGUACAACGAGCAUCUCAAGGUUUUGAUCACGCUUCUUCUCAUCUACGCUGUAAUUGCAUGCAUUCUUGUGAUCAGUUUUCUCCUCAGCAAUGGCAAGCUAAGUAACCGAUACGCUGCGUUCUGCUACGCCGUCUUCGUACUGUCCUGUGUCAUCAGCCCGCUUCUUCCUGUUGUUAUUACGGUCGGGCAAGUAAAUGCCUCUCAGCGACUCGAGAAGCAAGGCAUCUUCUCGCUUAACGUUCAGCGUAUUACUCUCUGUGGCAAGGUGCGCAUCUUUUGCUUUGACAAGACGGGCACACUCACCAAGCAAGGCCUCGACUUCCUCGGUGUUCAACCCGUCAAAAACUCCAGGUUUUUUCCCCUUGUAAAAGACGCAAAGGAAGCAUCUUUGUCCGAAGAGCUACUAUACGCGCUAACAACGUGCCACUCCGUGGGCUCACUGGAGGAUCGUCUCGUGGGCAAUGAGGUGGAGGUGCGUAUGUUUACGUCCACGGGCUGGGAGCUCAUUGAAAAAGAAGGUGAGCAGCCGUAUGUGCGGUCAAAUGUAGAUCCGGGACUUGAGCUCGAGUUCAUUAAGCGUUACGACUUUGAUCACCACCGCAUGUCUAUGAGUGUGGUGGUGCGCAACCGUAGGACCGGUAAUUUUUACGUAUUCUGCAAGGGCUCCUACGAGCGGAUGCAACAGCUAAGCACGCCUGCUAGCGUACCCGAUGACUACAAGAGCGUAGCAGAUCGUUUGGCGAAGGAGGGGUGCUACGUGUUGGGUCUGUCAUACCGCAAGCUACCUAGCAACUGGACGCAAGAGCAGGUGGUGGAAUUUGCCAACAACCGCGAGGCUGUGGAUGAGAAUUUGUCACUCCUCGGUUUGAUCUUGUUCCGUAACGAAUUGAAGGAAGACACAGCCGACGCCAUCGCAAAGCUUAAAGGCGGUGACAUCCGUACGGUCAUGGUCACGGGUGAUAAUGCAAUGUGCGGCUGCUACAUAGCGCGUCAAAGUGGUAUGCUGUCGUCAGCCUCGCGCGUGAUUUUGGGCGAAAUGGUGUCGACGACGAAGUUGAAGAUGCUGGUGUGGCGUGACGUGGACUCGGACGAGGAGUACGAUUUGUCUACGGUAAAGCACCUGGUCGAGCAAGUUGAGGACGUAGAGCUGGCUGUGACGGGUUCGGCGUUUGAUUACCUCGUGGCUAGGGGCGAGAUCAAGGAACUGUUGCUGAAUAUUCGUAUUUUCAGUCGCAUGACACCCGACGGCAAAGUAGAGUGCGUGAAGCUGCAUAUGGAGACAGGGGCAGUGACAGGAAUGUGUGGUGAUGGUGGCAAUGACUGCGGUGCGUUACGUUUCGCUCACGCAGGUGUCGCUCUCAGCGAUGCGGAGGCGUCAGUGGUGUCGCCAUUCACGAGCAGGGAAAAGUCAAUUCAAUCGGUGGUUGAUCUAUGCCGUGAAGGCCGCUGCAGUGUGGCAACAUCUUUCGCAUCUGUAAAGUUUCUCAUCAUGUACGGUCUCAUUGGUUCGGUACUUCGAUUGUUCAUGUACUUUCACGCCAUCAACUUAUCGCAGUGGUGCUGGAUUUUGGUGGAGGGUUUUAUGCUAGUCGGGUGCUCGUACGUCAUUACGCUGUCAAAGCCGCUAGAUGAACUGAAACCUUUUCGCCCGACAUCAAGUCUUAUUGGUCCGACCACGUUGGCCUCGAUCCUCGGCCAGGAGGCAAUCAACGUCAUUUAUAUGAGCUGCUGCAUCCACAUGCUAUCAAGUCAAGUCUGGUACUGCCCAUUUUCGCCUGACGAUGUGGAUGUUGCAAAGUGGUGGCUCAUGUCAGACAACCACUUGGCGACCGUGCUCUUCUUUUCUGUUAUUUUCCAGCAACAUGUUGCAGCAUGGGUUUUCAGCUUUGGGUCAAUGUACCGCCAGCCAAUUUGGCGCAACUAUCUCCUCCUCGCAUUCUUUGCAGCGGUUGGAAGUCUUGACUUGUACUUGCUUUUUGGUGAGCAAAGUAUCAUCACUGACCGUUUCCGAAUUUCAAGCAGUACGAAUGUUGUUGGACUGCCUGAUAUCCCCAUGCCCAUGAGCUUUCGAUGGAAGUUCAUGGGUUUGAGCCUGGGCAAUAUCUUGACGUGUAUUCUCUUUGAAUACAUUGUUGUGCUAGGCCCUGUACGCUCCUACUUUCGCAACAAGUAUCACAUUGAUUUGAUUCCAAUGAAGAAAUAA